UAAAGUUUGUCCUUGCCGCAUACCGUAGUUGGGGCACCACCGCGCUGCUGUUGGAGAAAGGUGAGCCCUCAGCGGAAAACAAACUACAUAACAACAUUAAGUUAUCGUAGCGCCAUACGUAGUGAGGAAUUAUGGGCAACACAAGUGACAGGGUGGCUGGAGAUCGCCAUGGAGCCAAGGCCCACCGCUCAGACAGCAGCGGCAGUCACAAAGACCAAGAACCCAGCUGUAAGAUGGUGGACAGCACAGAUGAUCCCAACAUCUUCAACACCCAUGGGCCAGAUUCCAAGACAUUAGGAGAGAAAGAAUUCACCCCAGACCUGGAUGACCUGGUGAAAACUACUCCUCAGGCUCGGCCCACGGUCAUCCGCUGGGCCGGAGGGGGAAAGGAGGUCUACAUAGCUGGUUCUUUUAAUAACUGGAACACAAAGAUACCACUAAAUAAGAGCCAUAAUGACUUUGUAGCGAUCCUGGACCUACCAGAAGGAGAGCACCAGUACAAGUUUUUUGUUGAUGGACAGUGGGUCCACGAUCCCUCAGAGCCAGUUGUAACCAGCCAGCUUGGCACAAUCAACAACUUGAUCCAGGUGAAGAAGUCAGACUUUGAGGUGUUUGACGCCCUGCAGGUUGACUCUCUGGAGUGCUCAGACACAUCAGAUCUUUCCAGCUCCCCUACAGGUCCAUAUGGGCAGGAGCAGUACAUCUUCAGACCUGAGGAGCAUUUCAAAGCCCCACCUAUACUCCCCCCUCACCUCCUUCAAGUUAUUCUCAACAAGGACACCAAUAUAUCAUGUGACCCUGCCCUGCUGCCUGAACCCAACCAUGUCAUGCUAAACCACCUUUACGCUCUUUCGAUAAAGGAUGGAGUGAUGGUGCUGAGUGCGACUCACAGAUACAAGAAGAAAUACGUCACAUCUCUGCUUUACAAGCCCAUCUAAACCUCCACUGUGCUUUCAGAGAGCAGCGUGUUUGUAUUCUGCUGUUUUUUUGUUUGUGUCGUCACAUUUAGCCAAAUCUUGCACUGAAACAAGUUUACAGACGAGCUGAAGGCCAGUGGCUCAGACUGUGGCUUGGUUUUUAAAAGGCUGCACUUCACAGGGCUCCGAAUUAAAAUUUGCAAAGUGUGUGUGUGUGUGUGUGGGUGGGUUGUCAGAGAGAGAUGACAUACCUGUGACAUGUACAGACAGUUGAGAGACUGGCUAAAUCACUGUGUGUAUUUGAGUGUUUGCAGCAACCUGUGAGUUCACGCAUGUCUGUUUCUUCAGUGGUGAUUUAAGGACGUUCUCUUUAAGAGAAGGCUUUUGCGUGUAAUUGAUGCGGACAGUUUGAUUUUAUGUUGUGUCGUCAUAUCCUCCCUGAACUUGUUGAAUUAAGUUUUGAUCUAACUGAGCAGGUGGCAUUUUAUGGUGUGUGCAUGCAAAAUCAGGGUCUAGGGGCUGAAGAGAGAAGCAGACCUGUCUUUGAUUGAACAUGAAGUGCAAUAACCUGCCGUAAAAGAGAACUGCAUUUUAACUCAAGAUAGACAAAACAGUAGUGAGGCAGCAGUGAUCAACAUCUUCUUUUGUCAGUAAGUACAUGUUGGCUUGAAUUUCUCACAGUUCAGCCAUCAUUCAGUGGAAUCUACAGCAUGGACUAAACUACCAACAAGCUCAAGAUUCCAGUUUUGAUAAUGUUAUGGUCACUAAAGAUGGAAUACUUUUCUGUGUCAACAGGAUGAGCCCACUUCCCAAUGAGGAAUGGUGGUCAAAGGUCGAUGUUUAGUUCUGCUGUUGCCUUUAUCUUGACAUAAUUUUGUGAGCACUUUACCAUCCUGUGAGCAGGAAUGUUAAUAUAAGCUUUUAACUAUGCAGCAGACAACUCUUGUACUGUGGCUUCUCUGAACUAUAAAACCCCUAUUGUUUUAGAUAUGAUGAACUUGCAGUGCUUUAAAAUGUGUGUGCAUCUGUAUUGAUUUCUGUUUAUGUAAUAGGAAUGUACUGUAUCUGUUACAUGUAUAGUCAUACACUCAAACAGUUUCAACAUUGCUGCUUUGCAUGUAUUGAAUGUGUGCAACAUGCGAGGCCAUGACACAUUGACAGAGUGUGGUACACAUCCAGAGGCAGGCUGGCCGCACACACACCAAUUUACAGGGCUAUGAGGAUAGAUAGUUGCCGUGGAUUUAAAAGUUGUACAAAGUUUGUUCACGUGUGUUCUUUACAAUGUAACCAUUUAAGCAAAUCUGUAUUUUGAGGUAAGGUGGCAAUGAAAUAAAUUUUUAUUCUCACAUGUAAGUCCCGCUGUUUAAUCAGCUGCACUUACAGUACAAUGUAUACCCACAGUUGAUACACUCUACGGAUUUAUAAAAGGAGCUUUCAUAAAUCCUGUCGGUGUUCAACCAGACGCUCUGAAAGUAUUUUGUAAAUGUCGAGCCUAGCCACGAAGUUUUGUCCAAAGGGUUUUUAGGACUUACACAUAUGAUAAGGGAGUAUAGACAAGCGCCAUGGACAUGUUUAAAGGUGUCAAACCAAAACUUGAAUUUUACAACCAUUUCAUGAAUGUUUUAAAGUGCUUUGCAGAACCAGUGUGAUGAUGGACUGUCACUACAAGGUUUUGCUUGUUUGCAAAUAAAGAGAGGACACGGUCCUAA
Messenger RNA from Micropterus salmoides (largemouth bass), 2626 nucleotides. RefSeq names its product protein kinase, AMP-activated, beta 2 non-catalytic subunit (gene prkab2). Gene Ontology annotation, cellular component: cytoplasm; nucleotide-activated protein kinase complex; nucleus. The transcript is spliced from 8 exons. The record is from RefSeq and is a predicted model, not a curated record. Gene Ontology annotation, biological process: signal transduction. Gene Ontology annotation, molecular function: protein kinase binding. Lineage: Eukaryota; Metazoa; Chordata; Actinopteri; Centrarchiformes; Centrarchidae. The coding region runs from base 132 to 938 and encodes 268 amino acids.